CCUCCUCCUCCUCCUUCGCCUGCAAACGGUACCUCUGGUGGUGACGGAACAGUGGCACCCGUUUCCGCCAUCUCAAGCAUACUGUCAACUUCCUCUAUGCCUAGAGAUGUGAUUUUUAUGGUGUCUCCAUCUACAUUUUGCCGUUUGAAUUAAAAGCAGGUAAACCGGAUGUGUUGGGAGAUAUGAGAACGGAGGGCUCUACAAGAAGGGUCGAAAGGUAAGGCAGUCUAAGAAGAGGUGGCCAACCUAGAGCCUGUUACCCUACAAAAUCUAACUUUGGUUACUUGACGGGUAAUGUAUAACCUGGAGUGUUAUACCCUUCUAUUUGACUAAGUCCUGCCAUUAAAUAAUUCCUCAGAGAAAAAAAGAAACCUCCCUGGCAUGUCAGCCGGAC
Nannochloropsis gaditana CCMP526 is the source of this 394-nucleotide messenger RNA. RefSeq lists its product as uncharacterized. The record is from RefSeq and is a predicted model, not a curated record. The annotation marks the transcript as partial. The transcript is spliced from 2 exons.